CUUCACUGAGCCUCGCCUCGGCUUCGACUCGCACCUCACCCAACCAACCAACCAACCAACCAACCAACCAACCAACCAACCUGCCCACCAACCACUCGGCCCCCUAACCAUGGCGACCCAAAGCUACCUCUAUCUCCUUCUCCUCCUGUGCCUCUACACCACCACCAACCAAUGCCAUGCCUCCCCUGUGUCUGGUUUUUCCCAGGGCCCUUCGGACGGGAUCCUCGUGGAAGUCUACCUUGACUACUCAUGCCCAGAGUCUCGAGUGCUGUACAACAGGCUGAAGACCAUGGAUGAUGUGCAUGUGGUGGGAUACCCUCUGCCUAUGCCCCAGUUUCAGCACUCGUGGCGUCUGGCCACGGCCUCGCUGGACGCCGCCAUGUCGGGUGAAGGUGAUGCUGACAGUCUUUGGUGGUCUUACUCGGAAAAGGUCUUCUCCAAGCAGUCGGAACUGGUCGAAACGACUUCGGACGAUGCCUUUUUUGACAAGCUGAAGGAUGUGACGGGCGUUGACUCAAAGGAAGCCCUCAAGGGCCACGAUGCUAACAUGGAGGCCCGCUGGAAGGCCAUCGUUGCCGAUGGCAUCUAUGACGUUCCUGCUCUCUUUGUCAAUGGCAACCGUGUGACGGCUACCCCCGAUGAUCUCGCCACCGCCGUCCGCACCGCUUCUGCCCCCGCCAACCUCAAGUCCACCUCCAAGGCUGUCGCCAUCGUCCCGCUCUUCCUCAUCACCGUCCUCUGCGUUGUCGGCGGCGUCGGCUCCGUCAAGGUCCUCAUGCCCAUGCUCACCGGUGGCCCGGCCUCUGGUUUUCCGGCAAUGGCCAUCUCGGGUGCCCCCGCCCCGCCCACUCGCUUCGUCGAUGACUCGGACGAGGACCUUGAGGCCGAUCGCUUCGGCGCCGGCCUCGCUCCUGUCUUUGGCUCGGACGACGAGCUGUAACCUUUUUACCCGACAAACAAACUGGCACAACGCUUGCACCUGCACUAGCAUGGAGACUAGCCAUCCGUGGAGAGCUACACAAACUUGGACGCGAAAGACUUCAUCCGCAGCCCGCCAGCCUCGCCACGAAC
Messenger RNA from Thecamonas trahens ATCC 50062, 1071 nucleotides. RefSeq lists its product as uncharacterized. The transcript has 2 exons. Lineage: Eukaryota; Apusomonadida; Apusomonadidae. The record is from RefSeq and is a predicted model, not a curated record. Bases 110 to 940 code for a protein of 276 amino acids.